AAACAAUUUGCUCUUGUGUGAAAGACAAUACAGCAUGGCGGAUACUUCGAAAGAGCCUCUGGCGAACGAGCAGAAACCAAUACACACCAUCAUAUUAGACUCCUCACCUCUUCUGCUUAACACGCCCGGCAUCUCCACCCUCCUUGCGAACGGCCAUGUUCUAGUGACCACUCCUUCUGUUAUCGCUGAAAUCCGAGGGGAAGAAGCAAGAGCCAGGAUCGAAACACUAUACAAGCCUUUUCUUACUAUCAAAAACCCCAGACCAGAAAGUGUUAAACUUGUCAAAGAAUUUGCGAGGAAAACUGGGGACGGCGCGGUUCUCAGUCAAACGGAUUUUGAAGUACUUGCGUUAGCAUACGAUGUCGAAUGUGAGCGAAAUAAUGGCGACUGGCGUCUGCGAGCAACUCCGGGUCAGAAGAGGGUGAAUGGUAGUCCGCCACAGAAACAAGCAGCGCAGGAUGAGCCGAACGAUGUGGCCGAGCCAGAUGCUGCUGAAUCGGAAAAUCCAAAGAAAAAAGAGGAAGGGGAGCAGGAAGAUGAGAUCAAGAAUCAAGUUGAGUCGCUGAGUCUGAACGGUGGGGAAGACCAGCAACCACGACAUCAGCAGACAGUCGAAGUGGCCGAGGAGCAGCCUGAACCCGAGGGCUUCCCCACGUCAGAAACAGGAGAACAAAUUACACAGAUACAAGUCGCUGGCGCAGAGUCCGACUCUGAUGAGGGCUGGAUAACACCAUCGAAUAUCAAGAAGCGACAAGCAAAAGAUGAGGAUGCAAGCAGUAAAUCACUAUCCGAGACGAAACACCUGCAAGUUGCCACGAUGACCGGUGAUUUUGCAAUGCAAAAUGUACUACUCCAAAUGAACCUCAACUUACUGUCAAGCAAGACUUGCCAGCGGAUCUCGCAGAUCAAGCAGUUCAUCCUCCGGUGCCACGGCUGCUUUGCGACAACGAAGGACAUGAGCAAGCAAUUCUGUCCUCGAUGCGGAAAAGCCACCUUGACACGAGUAAGCUGCACGACUAACGACAAAGGCGAGGUCAAAUUGCAUCUCAAGGCGAAUAUGCAGUGGAACAACAGGGGAAAUGUUUUCUCCAUACCGAAGCCAACCAGCGGCAGUGCGAAUCAGAAAUGGAAAGGCCCGAGACAAGGUGGAGGACAAAGCGGCUGGGGCAACGAUCUGAUUUUGGCCGAAGACCAGAAAGAGUAUAUCAGGGCAAUGUCGUCGAUGAAGAGGACGAAAGAGAAGGAUCUCAUGGACCAAGAUACCCUCCCAAGUAUCUUGACUGGAGACAGAGGUCAGAAUUCUGGCAGGAUGCGGAUUGGAGCUGGUAGGAAUAUCAACUCAAGGAAAAGAUAGUUGCCAGAGAAACUUAGUAAUCCUAUAAAGCCACGACCGACAUAUCAAG
Molecule: messenger RNA, 1403 nt
Organism: Exophiala xenobiotica
Lineage: Eukaryota; Fungi; Ascomycota; Eurotiomycetes; Chaetothyriales; Herpotrichiellaceae
Exons: 1
Coding region: 35-1354 (439 amino acids)
Biological process (GO): ribosomal small subunit biogenesis; maturation of SSU-rRNA
Cellular component (GO): preribosome, small subunit precursor
Molecular function (GO): RNA endonuclease activity
Source: RefSeq, a predicted model, not a curated record